AUGGCUGCUCAUGUCAUCGUGCUUGACGCCAGUGCGCGUAGGACACUUAUUAAAGUAACGCCUACGAAGCAUAUGAGUGAUGUCCUCAGCGAAGCUUGCUCCAAGUUCAACAUCAACCCCGCUCAGUACGGUAUAAAGCACCAGAAGAAGACGGUUGAUCUGUCUCUAUCGUUCCGGCUUUCAGGCUUGAGUUCCGGGGCUAAGUUAGAACUUGUACAGCUCUCUAAAUCACCAACCGUCAUAUCUAUUGCCCUCCAACUACCCGAAUCAGAAUCACAGGGGGUUCCCAAUGGCCGACUAAUGGAUAAAUUCCCAAGUAACACCACCCUAUGGCUAGUACUGCGGAAGUUUGAAGCUGGAGUGGCUGGAAGUAUGAGAAAGUUCAACCUGACGGCAAGAGGUGCUCCACAGGUGCAGGAGGGCGAGUCGGGCUCUGGGAGAUUAUUUUACGAAGCUCCAGUGCUUAACAUUAUGGGCAAAGAGCUAUCUUCCUUUACAGAACUACAGAAGACUCUUAGUCAACUUGGACUGAAUAACGGAAGCGCCUUGGUAAGGCUAAGCUUCCGAAGGACUGACCAAGCUCUAGAAGAGGCCAUGCUUGAAAUUGAUGCUUAUUUCAAAUCUGUGGAUGGUGACCAAAAUAUGGCCGAGUCCAGUGGAACGCUGCCUUCGGCUGUUGAUACUCCAACAACGGAAACAUCGACAUCUGCAGAAGCGUUAGGGACGGGUCAGAGUGUGGCUGUUCAGUCCAACAUGGGCGUGGACGCGGAAAUGGCAAAUGAACAAACAUCUCAGGAUGGGAUCCCAGAAGAACAAGUGCAAAAGCAACAGAUACAGGAGACCGAGGAUCAAUCAAACCCUAAGUCGAUAACCAUAUCUUCAAGACCAGUGACUGUGUUUGCGCCUCCAUCCAAUUCGACCCCUCAUUCCGCCCAAACGCCGUAUAAUGAGAAAGAUUACGUACCUACCGUCGAACAUGCUCAAUCCCACCAAAAGAGACUGAACGCAGCCGGCCGCCCUAAUCGUUUAGCGGGUGAUGUGGAGCUUGCCGCUCAGGAGGCUGUAGCGCAAGAAAAGCUGUCAAAGGUAAACGAGAUUGAGGUUAAAAUCCGCUUCCCAGACCAAAGCCAGGCAGUCUCCAAAUUCACAAAGGAGGAUACGGCACAGUCCCUGUACGCGUUUGCAAGGAGCUGCCUGGAUGCCCCUCUGGUGGAUCAAAAAUUUUCCCUUUUCUACUUCCCUGCUGUUACAAUCGGUGCUUCGCAUGUGCAGGUCCAGCUCCCAGAGAGCGAAGACAAAACCCUCAUUCGCGGGCUCAAGAUGAGUGGAAGAGUGUUGGUUAACUUUGUUUGGGAACAAAAUGCAGCUCUCUCUGCGCGUAGUGCGGGUGGAUCUGUUCUCAGACCUGAAUUGCGGCAGGCAGCCGGGAAGCUACAGGUAAAUGAUAUAACCGAAGACGACGACAAGGUAGAGGACAAGUCUCAUGUCAAAAAGAUGCAGCCCAGCUCCUCUGACGCGUCGAAGAAAAAAGGCGGAAUCCCAAAAUGGCUGAAAUUACCCGGCAAGAAAUAG
Molecule: messenger RNA, 1572 nt
Organism: Microsporum canis CBS 113480
Lineage: Eukaryota; Fungi; Ascomycota; Eurotiomycetes; Onygenales; Arthrodermataceae
Exons: 2
Coding region: 1-1572 (523 amino acids)
Molecular function (GO): protein binding
Source: RefSeq, a predicted model, not a curated record